GUAUCUUAUAGGUAAGACUAAUGAAACUGGCAGCUUCUUGUGUCUCAAAGGAUGUGAUGGAUGAAUUGAGCAAAGAAAUGAUGUAUUUCAUAAGGAUUUCUAAGCAAAUUCUACAAUGGAUGAUUUAUGGAUUCGAAUUGGAUGGAUAGAUCAAAUGUUACGAUCAUGUACUUGAAUUGAAUCUAUCGUUUCGAUCCAUCAAUAACAAAAUCAUCAACUUGCUUGACUAAGCUCCUCUCAUCGCUUUGAAUAGAAGCUGCAGUACACUCUAUACCCUAUUGUAACAUUGAUCUAAUCUAUCUCUUUUUAUUGUUCUCUUUUUGCAGUCAUGGGUGCCUACAAGUAUCUCGAAGAACUUGCCAGAAAGAAGCAAUCUGACGUCUCUCGUUUCUUGCUCCGUGUCCGUUGUUGGGAAUACAGACAAUUGAACGUCAUUCACCGUGCUUCUCGUUCUUCCCGCCCUGAUAAGGCUCGUCGUUUGGGUUACAAGGCCAAGCAAGGUUUCGUUAUCUACCGUAUCCGCGUUCGUCGUGGUGGUCGUAAGAGACCUGUUCCCAAGGGUGCUACUUACGGUAAGCCCGUCAACGAAGGUGUUUCUCAACUCAAGUACCAACGUUCCCUCCGUUCUACUGCUGAAGAACGUGUUGGCCGUAAGUGCGCCAACUUGCGUGUCUUGAACUCCUACUGGAUCAACCAAGAUGCUACCUACAAGUACUACGAAGUUAUCCUCGUUGACCCCUCUCACAAGGCUAUCCGUCGUGAUGCUCGCAUCAACUGGAUCGCCAACCCCGUCCACAAGCGUCGUGAAGCUCGUGGUUUGACUGCCGUUGGUAAGAAGUCCCGAGGUCACAACAAGGGUCACCGCUUUAACAACACCAAGGGUUCUGGUCGUCGUGCCACCUGGAAGCGUCGCAACACCCUUUCUCUCCGUCGUUACCGUUAA
Gilbertella persicaria is the source of this 943-nucleotide messenger RNA. Its product is annotated as 60S ribosomal protein L15. Bases 329 to 943 code for a protein of 204 amino acids. The transcript has 2 exons. Gene Ontology annotation, biological process: cytoplasmic translation. The record is from RefSeq and is a predicted model, not a curated record. Gene Ontology annotation, molecular function: structural constituent of ribosome; RNA binding. NCBI's taxonomy places the organism in Eukaryota, Fungi, Mucoromycota, Mucoromycetes, Mucorales, Choanephoraceae. Gene Ontology annotation, cellular component: cytosolic large ribosomal subunit; ribosome.